Molecule: messenger RNA, 3190 nt
Organism: Anarrhichthys ocellatus (wolf-eel)
Lineage: Eukaryota; Metazoa; Chordata; Actinopteri; Perciformes; Anarhichadidae
Gene: ppp1r13l
Product: protein phosphatase 1, regulatory subunit 13 like
Exons: 14
Coding region: 304-2919 (871 amino acids)
Biological process (GO): regulation of transcription by RNA polymerase II; positive regulation of cell differentiation
Molecular function (GO): transcription factor binding
Source: RefSeq, a predicted model, not a curated record
GAGUGAGCCCAGACGCGGUGGCAUGCAUUCACCUGGGCCAGCUGCAGUAGGAACACCUGGCUCAGGUUACAGCGGCGGCGAGAGAGCCAGAGGGGCUGGACUCUGAGCCAAAAUAACUGUACUCAGUGAGUUACGCAGCUAUGACUACAUGUCUGGAGCAAUCGGCGCAAGAGAGCAGCACAGUCGGAGCGACCCGACUUCUUCAGGAAGACAAGAGGGCUCAGCUUUCCUCUCGGGCAGAAGAAGAAAAAAGACCUGUUGGUUUGAGGUCUUGGAUGCGAGGAGGAGCUUGUUCUCAAACUAAUGAAAAUCAGAUGUUGCCAUCUCUGCCUGGCGUGCCUCCCAGUCUGCAUCCACAUAGGAAAGCUUCGGUGCAGUAGCCAGCUGCUGGACUUUGGUAGACUGCUGUGCAGCCAGCAGCAGAAGACAAUAACAGACAGGCACAUACUCCACCGCCAGAAUUACUAUCUACAGGUGUGGCGUGGUGUGCUUCCCUUGUUUUCAGGAGCCGAACGCUGCUUCCUCACAGCCAUGAGUUCUCAAGCGAGCAUUGGCAGCAGCAUGCUGUUCCAGACUAUAAAUGACGACCUGAAUGCAUCGCUGGCCACAGCAGAUGAGUUAUCCAGAGAGUUCAACUCCCUGCUGAAGGAGGCCUCGUCCGACAACAACAACUCAAACUCUCAGACCAGCUCUGCCAUCUUCAGAGAGAAGCCCCAUUCCAUCUCCUCCUCCACUAUGAGGGACACGAGAACCAGCAGUAAUGACAGCUCUAAGCCCGUCUCCCCAACGUUCCACUCCUUGGACUCCGUCUUCUCCAGCAACAAAAAAGCACCGUCGCCCCCCCCUGUCUUCGCCACCAGCCCACUCUCACCCCCCAAGAUCCAGAGGAAAUCACGCUCUCCUCUCCCUCGAGGCGGAUCCGACAGCUACGCGUACGGCCAGCCGAGCCGCAUACAUUUGCCUCACACUCCGAGGCGCCAUUCCCCCUCAAGUUACGACAGGAGCCCACAAGGCUCAAUCGGUUACGCAGAUAAAAGCCCCUCUCCGAGCGCUGCUGCUGUUUCUUCUGACCUGCCAUCUUGGUCUGCCUCGCUCCAAUCCUCCUCCAACAAGCUGAGCCCUUACGGCAGCAGCAAGAUGGGCCGCAGGUCGCCUCGCCCGGACAAACGCCGCUCUCCUUUGUCGUUCAAUUACCCCAUGUCCAACACGCUGCCUCGAAACUUUGCCGCUUCGAGGAAAUCCGACGAGGGUGUGCAGCAGCAGCAAAAGAGCUCUGGCAAGUGGAAUGAGACAGAUCUGGACGUGUCGUACGAGAAAAAAACUCACCACACCUAUGACAAGUCAGAGUGGCUGCGACCACCUCUGCCAAGUAGCUGGAGAGAAUCCAACCUCGAUGGCCCUCCUCUGGCCCCAAGCCCCAAAAAGGAUCCUCGCUCUCCAGCUAUCAUCUAUUCCCACACUUCCCUGCCCCGUAAUACACGCAUAGCCGUGCCUCCAGAUGUUUCGUCCCCAGUCCACUCCCCUUUCCACCCUCAGCCCAUCAUCUCCCGCAUUUCCAUUCCCCCGACUGCUACUCAGUCCCGCCAGCGCAAGCCCAUCCCUCUCUCCGUCAUUAUGCGCCUCCAAAACCCCCACUGGAGAGCAAUGUCAACCCCCCACCCCAGAGUCCUGGGAGGGGAAGGCGACAUGGCACCGUACCAACCACCUGCACCCUUCCCGAAGGAUUUCUUCCACCAACAUGUGCCCCAGCCACUGCAACACCCUCCUGAGCUGAGACAGCCAGCCGUAUACAGUGACGCGCUGAACUCGGGGGAUAUCGACGCAGAGUUGGAGCGGCUGGACUUCGUUCAUAACAUGCCCGUGAUCUCAGAGAAUCCCAGCGUGGCAGAGGGCAGAAGGGAGGGCGCGCCCCCAGCUCCCCGGCCCCUCAGCCCCACCAGGCUACAGCCAGUGGUGGCCCACGAGGCCCAGAGACACGAGAUUCCUGACCUGGAGGAGAUGCUCCGCAUGAGGGCAGAAAUCCCGCGGGCCCUGAAGAGACGGGGCUCCGUGGACCAGUCCCAGCCCCAGAAGAGGGCCUCCCACGACCAGCCCAACCAGUACAAGAAUCUCAUCGACAAGCUCUUUCGUAGGAAGGACCGGCGCCAGAGGGGGGAGCGAGGUAGCGAGACAAGCAGCUCCUCAGACGGAGAGGAAGCUGCUCCACCUCCUGCUGCUCUACCUGUACCCACAAUGCAUCCUGAUUUCAGAAACUACCAUUCCAUCCUGCGGUGGUCCAAGCAGGAUCACAAAAGUUCUGGGAGGCGAGCUCGACUCAGCCCGCUCAUCCUGCUGCUGGACGGAGCGCUGGUCGGGGAACUGGAGAUAGUGCAGAAGGCCGUGCAGGAGAUGAACGACCCUAGCCAACCCAAUGAUGAGGGCAUCACUGCCCUUCACAACGGCAUCUGCGGCGGCCACUACAAUGUGGUGGAUUUCCUGGUUCGCAUUGGAGCCAAUGUCAGCGCGCCAGACAGCCACGGCUGGACUCCGCUGCACUGCUCCGCUUCUUGUAACGACCGUCCACUGUGUGAGUUUUUGGUGAGGAAUGGAGCCGCUGUCAUGGCCAUGACGGAGAGCGACGGCGCCACCGCCUCCGAGAAGUGCGAUCCUUACGCUGUGGGGUUUGAGGAGUGCGAGAGCUUCCUGAAGGGUUUGGAGGCGGCUAUGGGGACGGAGAACAGCGGGGUGCUGUACGCUCUGUGGAGCUACCCGGCUCAGGCAGCCGACGAGCUUAGCUUCAAAGAGGGAGACAUGGUCACCAUCCUGCAGAAACCCGAGGGGUCGGAUUGGUGGUGGGCCUCACUCUGUGGCAGGGAGGGCUUUGUUCCAAACAACUACUUUGGGCUUUUCCCGAAGGUUCGAGCAAAGUCUCUCUGCUAAGUGGUCUCUUGCUGAUGGUCAGUGGUGCAGAGGACUGUGUCGAAACACUAAGCUCUACAGCUUCACACUGUUGUUUGACAGGAAUGUGUCUGUGUGAUUAUGAAAAGCCUGUGUUGCUGCAGAGCAUGAGAAAUGGUUUUGAUCUGUCAGUCAAGGAGCGUUGAAGAAGAAGUCUCAGUAUUAAUUUUUUGCCACACUGACAAUGAUACAUCUUUAUAGAAGACAUCGUUUGUAGUGGCUCUGCUGCGGUAUAUAUAUAUAUAUAUAUAUA